GACGCCGGGCCGCAGAGCUCCGGGCGGGCGGCGGGUUUCGCUCACACCGGCUGGUUUGGUGUUGGACGCGAGCGGACCGGGGACCGGUGGUCUAGGCGAGUCGUCCUUUCCCAGCCGCUCGCCGUGGAAGGUCGUCCUGCUGGGGGGCCAGGGUCUCGGCGAGUUCGGCGUCGGGGAGAAGGCGCGGCUCCCCUCAGCGUGCCGGCCGUGCUCGGUCGCUCCGGAAAGGCUAGGCUGAGCGGGGAGGAGCAGGCCCGAAGCUUCUAGGGCUUCGGGCCGGGACCCGAGGAGGAUGAGCUGGCUCUUUCCCCUAGCUAAGAGCGCGUCAUCCUCCGCGGCCGGGUCCCCCGCCGGCCUCACGAGUCUCCAGCAGCAGAAGCAGCGGCUGAUCGAGUCGCUCCGGAACUCCCACUCCAGUAUAGCUGAAAUACAAAAAGAUGUAGAAUACAGAUUGCCAUUCACAGUAAACAACCUAACAAUUAACAUUAAUAUAUUACUUCCUCCACAAUUUCCUCAGGAAAAACCAGUGAUUAGUGUUUAUCCACCAAUAAGACAUCACUUAAUGGAUAAUCAAGGAUUGUAUGUUACCUCUCCAUUAGUAAGCAAUUUUACAAUGCACUCAGAUCUUGGAAAAAUUAUUCAAAGUCUUUUGGAUGAGUUCUGGAAGAAUCCUCCAGUUUUAGCUCCUACUUCAACAGCAUUUCCAUACCUGUAUAGUAAUCCAGGUGGAAUGGCUCCUUACCCUUCUCAAGGUUUUCCAUUUCUUCCUCCAUAUCCUCCACAAGAAGCUAAUAGGAAUAUCGCAUCUUUGUCUGUAGCUGACACUGUUUCUUCUUCAACCACAAGUUAUACCGCAGCCAAGCCAGUGGCUCCUUCAUUUGGCAUCCUUUCAAGUCUGCCAUUACCUGUUCCUACGACAGAAUCUUCAGCACCGAUUAACCAAAAUGGUUUUGGUUAUAAGAUGCCGGAUAUCCCUGAUGCAUUUCCAGAACUUUCAGAACUAAGUGUGUCACAGCUCACAGACAUGAAUGAACAGGAGGAUGUGUUCCUAGAACAGUUCCUGACAUCGUCACAACUAAAGCAAAUCAUCACUGACAAGGAAGACCUAGUACAAAGUAUUGAGGAAUUGGCAAGAAAAAAUCUCCUUUUGGAGCAUAGCUUGGAAACCAAAAGGCAGACCGUUUUAGAUAAGUAUGAAUUACUUAUACAAAUGAAAUCUACCUUUGAAAAGAAGAUGCAAAGACAACAUGAACUCAGUGAGAGUUGUAGUGCAAGUGCCCUCCAGGCAAGAUUGAAAGUAGCUGCACAUGAAGCUGAGGAAGAGUCGGAUAACAUUGCUGAGGAGUUCUUGGAGGGAAAAACUGAAAUAGAUGAUUUUCUCAGUAGCUUCAAGGAAAAGAGAACAAUUUGCCACUGUAGAAGAGCUAAAGAAGAGAAGCUUCACCAGGUGAUCGCAGUGCACAGCCAAUCUCAUGCUCCUCUGUAGAUUUUCCUGAAAACAUGAAUCAAGAAAGAAAUGGGACACAAAACUAAGCACAUUGUUUGAUAUUUAUGACUUAAGAAUUGGCAUUUCAUGACCAUGGCUGAACUCCAGAUGCACUCUAUAGAUUGUAUACAUGACUGAGUCUGUUUUUGUAUAGAUUAGAAUGACUGCUAUAUUUGUUUUGAGAAAUAUUUCUGCACUAUUUGCACUAAAAAUGUUUAUUGUUGACAAAUCCUGUAUUUAAGUUCCUCUACUAUUCCUAAUUAAACGACUGUGCAUGUGAUUCCAGCUAGUUUUAUAUUUUAUAAAACUGACCAACAUUUGUAGUUUUAAAUGGAGUUCAUCAUUUCUUUAUCAAGAAUGGUUAUUACUUAGAUUCUCUUCGUGUCACCCCACCCCCGACACACGCGCGCGCACACACGCACACACACACACACUCUCUCUCUCUCUCUCUUUCCUAGAUAAAGGAGAGUGGAGAAGCUGCUCUCUUAGUUUCAUUUUCACAUAAAGAUGCAUUUGGGGAGCGGUGGAGGUUAAUGUACUUGUUUGGUUUUGUUCUGGAACAGGCUUUCCUGUGUAGCCCAGGCUAACCUCAAGCUUGUGAUCUUCUUACAUGUUUUACUUAAAAAAAUUUCCUUUUCAUUAAACCAGUCCAAUACAGACUUUCAUGCUAAUUAAAAAAAAAAAAGCUGUCUAUGGGUUUUUAGUUAAAUAAAGAUAUUUUUUAUAUUUCAAA
Messenger RNA from Microtus oregoni (creeping vole), 2219 nucleotides. RefSeq names its product VPS37A subunit of ESCRT-I (gene Vps37a). The record is from RefSeq and is a predicted model, not a curated record. Gene Ontology annotation, biological process: ubiquitin-dependent protein catabolic process via the multivesicular body sorting pathway; protein targeting to membrane; protein targeting to vacuole. NCBI's taxonomy places the organism in Eukaryota, Metazoa, Chordata, Mammalia, Rodentia, Cricetidae. Gene Ontology annotation, cellular component: ESCRT I complex. The coding region runs from base 293 to 1486 and encodes 397 amino acids. The transcript is spliced from 12 exons.